AUGGAGAGUCUUCUCUUGGAGAGAAUGCAGGAGACAGUCUCUUCGACUCAGAGUCUGAGUAGCUCCAUCGUGGACUAUAGACGCGAGAACGGAAGGACAUAUCAUCGAUACAAAGACGGGAAGUAUAGCCUUCCUAACGACGAACUCGAAGCCGAACGACUAGAUCUCCAGCAUCACCUCUUUCUCCUUACUUUUGACGACAGUCUCGGUCUCGCACCGCCAAAUAAGGCCAAGUCAGAGGUCAAGAGGGUUCUCGACUUGGGCACGGGCACGGGAAUCUGGGCCAUGGACUUUGGAGACGAGCACCUAGAAGCUCAUGUCGUUGGCGUCGACUUGUUGCCUAUUCAACCUACCUUUGUGCCUCCCAAGGUCGAGUUCUUCAUCGAUGAUAUCGACGAGGAGUGGAAUCAUUCUGCGCCUUUCGACUAUACUCACAGUCGAAUGAUGACGUCGAGUAUCGGAAACUGGCCAGACUAUCUCAAAAAGAUCUACGACAACCUCAACCCUGGCGGCUACGUUGAACUCCAAGAAGCCGACCUCUUCCUCUUCUCAGACGAUGGCACCCUCCAACCAACACAAGCCCUCCCCCGCUGUCUCCAACUCAUGUACGAAGCCUCAGUAAAACCCGGCAGACCCUACCAAGAGAUCCCCCCUCUCAAAGACAUCCUCGCAGCAAUAGGCUUCAUAGACAUCGUCGAAACACGACGUAGAUGGCCAAUCAGCACAUGGCCAAAAGACAAGAGACUUAAAGAGCUCGGGGCCUGGAGCAGGGCGAAUCUAGAGGGCGGACUUGAAGCGUUUACUAUGGCACCGCUUACGAGGGCGCAUGGGUGGAAUGGAGAGAGGGUGACGCUGUUUUUGGUUGAUGUUAGGAGGGAGCUGAAUGAUACGAGCAUUCAAGCGUAUUGGCCAGUGUACUCAAUCUAUGCAAGGAAACCCGAGGUUUAA
Fusarium vanettenii 77-13-4 is the source of this 948-nucleotide messenger RNA. RefSeq lists its product as uncharacterized. Lineage: Eukaryota; Fungi; Ascomycota; Sordariomycetes; Hypocreales; Nectriaceae. The record is from RefSeq and is a predicted model, not a curated record. Gene Ontology annotation, molecular function: methyltransferase activity. Bases 1 to 948 code for a protein of 315 amino acids. The transcript has 8 exons.